Messenger RNA from Oxyura jamaicensis (ruddy duck), 2100 nucleotides. It is a transcript of the gene PPM1L, whose product is annotated as protein phosphatase, Mg2+/Mn2+ dependent 1L. Gene Ontology annotation, biological process: negative regulation of canonical NF-kappaB signal transduction; positive regulation of canonical NF-kappaB signal transduction; positive regulation of canonical Wnt signaling pathway. Gene Ontology annotation, cellular component: cytosol; nucleus. The record is from RefSeq and is a predicted model, not a curated record. The transcript has 4 exons. NCBI's taxonomy places the organism in Eukaryota, Metazoa, Chordata, Aves, Anseriformes, Anatidae. The coding region runs from base 279 to 1361 and encodes 360 amino acids. Gene Ontology annotation, molecular function: cation binding; protein serine/threonine phosphatase activity.
AGCCGGGCCGGGCCGGGCCGAGCCGCACCGGGACCGGGCCGGGGCCGGGACGAGGCCGGCUGCGGGAGGAGGCAGCGGCGGGGAGCGGGGCUCGGGCUGGCCGCCCGCCGGCUGCGCCCCGGCCGAGCAUGCGGUGAGCCCCCAGCCCCUAGCCCCCAGCCAGCCGCAGCCCGCAGCCCCCAGCCCGCAGCCCCCGCUCCCAACCCGCCGCCCCCAGCCCCAGCCCGGCCGCCCGGGCGCUCGUCGCAUGGUGCGGGGAUACCCGGUGCCGAUAAUAAAUGAUAGAGGAUACAAUGACUUUGCUGUCUCUGCUGGGUCGGAUCAUGCGUUACUUCUUGCUCAGACCGGAGACCCUGUUCUUGCUGUGCAUCAGCCUGGCCCUGUGGAGUUAUUUCUUCCACACGGAUGAGGUGAAAACCAUCGUGAAGUCCAGCAGGGAUGCGGUGAAGAUGGUGAAGGGCAAGGUGGCCGAGAUCAUGCAGAAUGACAGGCUCGGGGGGCUGGAUGUGCUGGAUGCCGAGUUCUCCAAGACCUGGGAGUUCAAGAGCCACAACGUGGCUGUCUACUCCAUCCAAGGCCGGAGGGAUCACAUGGAGGACAGGUUCGAAGUAAUCACCGACCUGGUGAACAAGACUCACCCCUCCAUCUUCGGGAUAUUUGAUGGGCACGGAGGAGAGUCAGCAGCAGAAUACGUGAAGUCCCGGCUGCCUGAAGUCCUGAAGCAGCAUCUUCAGGACUAUGAGAAGGACAAGGAGAACAGCGUGCUGUCUUACCAAACCAUCCUGGAACAGCAGAUUUUAUCGAUCGAUCGAGAAAUGCUGGAAAAACUGACUGUAUCCUACGAUGAAGCAGGUACGACCUGUCUGAUCGCGCUGCUGUCAGAUAAAGAACUCACGGUGGCCAACGUCGGCGACUCGCGGGGAGUGCUGUGUGACAAGGACGGGAACGCCAUCCCCUUGUCCCACGACCACAAGCCCUACCAGCUGAAAGAGAGGAAGAGGAUUAAAAGAGCUGGUGGAUUCAUCAGCUUUAAUGGCUCCUGGCGUGUUCAGGGGAUCCUGGCCAUGUCCCGCUCGCUGGGGGAUUACCCCCUGAAGAACCUGAAUGUUGUCAUUCCUGACCCCGACAUCCUCACUUUUGACCUGGACAAACUGCAGCCAGAGUUCAUGAUCCUGGCAUCCGACGGUCUGUGGGAUGCUUUCAGCAACGAGGAGGCUGUCCGAUUCAUCAAGGAACGCUUGGAUGAACCACACUUUGGGGCAAAGAGUAUAGUUCUACAGUCCUUUUACAGAGGAUGCCCUGAUAAUAUAACAGUGAUGGUGGUGAAGUUCAGGAAUAGCAGCAAAACGGAAGAACAAUAAUUCGCAGUGGUUCUCUGCCUCACGCGGAACUUAAAACGAACUCUGACAUUUUAAACAUAGUGGAAGGCUCUAGUAAAUACCAUCAAGAUUCUCCACGAAAAGAACAGAUCCCUCUGGUCUUUGUUCUUUGCUUAACAGAAGGAGCAAUACAACAACCACGUUUUGAGUGAUCAUAAGAAUUAAGUUUGUUCACACCUAUCUCUCCUGUGACCUCGCUGCUCCUUAGAAGCUGACCGUAAUCUUCCAUUUCGGAAUUUUCUUUAGAAAUCCUGCGUAUGCUUUUCGCUUGAUUUUUUACCUCUCAUUUCUAAGAGGUUUGUUGAGAUGCGCAGCAGGGCAGCGCGGCUGCUAAUAGCGGGUGGUGGGAGUGAUGUCGCUUUUCACUUGUAGGUGUGACUUUCCAGAACGAUGCUCUAAUGUCUCUCAUCUCUUUUCUUUUUUAAUCUGCAGUGCUAAGGUUGUGUUGGAGGUCUGUGAUUGUCGGGCUGUUACUGGUACAAGGAGGACGAGCAGCCAGCUCUCAGCCUGCUGUCACACAGCUGGCUCACGCUUUGCCCCCCUCCCACCCCCCGUUAAAUAAACCCCUGCCGAGCACGUGGCUCGGUAUUGGCACUGAGCUACCCGGAGACACGUCCUUGUUCCGUCCAUGCGUUGCUUUCCUCGCGUUUCUUCUCUGCCGUAGUGUCAAACUCCAGCAGGAUACUGGCGGUCUGAGGUCUGUCACCUUCUCUAUCAAAAA